CAGCAGGGAGGGAGGCUUUACAGACACUCACACUCUCUGCAUGGGUGGAGAGAGCUGGUGGGUUAGAGGACCAGGAUAUCAGCUCUACCUUUAUCCUUUUCCCACUGUCAUCUUUUUGUGGUGAUUUGUGCUUUGGCAUAAAAAAGAAAGUCACCUUGUGAGGUGGGGGCUUAUUUCGUUGGAUGACUGGCAUCUUUGCCAAUGAGACAAGCAUUCUGUGAGGAUUUCUGAAAGUGAUUUAAAAGCUAGUUUUCUUUGUGUGGGAGCAGUGAGAGGGCAGCCAUGGCUCAUGCCGCGGCUCACAUUAAGAAGGCCAGGUCCGAGAUGGAUCCACCUCCGGACCUGAAGGCUCUGGAGAAAGCUAAAGAAAGGAGGAGGCGUUCCCGGGAACGGGCUGAACGCAAGCGCAAGUCGGACAGUAAUACCAGUUUCCUGCGAGCAGCGAGAGCAGGGAACAUCGACAAGGUUUUGGAAUAUCUGAAAGGGGGAGUGGACAUCAGCACCUGCAAUCAGAAUGGUCUUAAUGCACUGCACCUGGCAGCCAAGGAGGGCCAUGUGGAUCUGGUCCAGGAGCUGUUGGAGAGAGGAGCCGCAGUGGAUUCAGCCACAAAGAAAGGAAACACUGCACUUCACAUAUCCUCGCUAGCUGGUCAGGCUGAAGUAGUGAAGAUCCUGGUUAAACGAGGAGCUGACAUCAAUUCCCAGUCUCAGAAUGGAUUCACUCCUCUGUACAUGGCCGCCCAGGAGAACCACAUGGAUGUGGUGCGAUAUCUGCUUGAGAAUGGAGGCAACCAGAGCACUGCUACUGAGGAUGGCUUCACCCCUCUGGCCAUCGCCCUCCAGCAGGGCCACAACCAGGUGGUUUCUGUCCUACUGGAGAAUGAUACUAAAGGCAAGGUCCGCCUGCCUGCCUUGCACAUUGCUGCCCGCAAGGAUGACACCAAGUCAGCCGCCCUGCUCCUGCAGAAUGACCACAAUGCUGAUGUCCAGUCGAAGAUGAUGGUCAAUAGGACUACUGAGAACGGCAAGAGUGGAUUCACCCCCCUGCAUAUCGCUGCCCACUAUGGCAACGUCAAUGUGGCCACGCUCCUGCUGAACCGAGGGGCAGCAGUCGACUUCACGGCAAGGAAUGGGAUUACUCCUCUUCAUGUGGCGUCCAAGCGUGGCAACACUAACAUGGUUGGCCUGUUACUGGACCGUGGCUCUCAGAUUGAUGCUAAAACAAGGGAUGGUCUGACUCCCCUACACUGUGCUGCCCGGAGUGGACAUGAUACAGCUGUGGAGGUCCUGCUGGAGAGAGGUGCUCCCUUGCUGGCCAGGACCAAGAAUGGGCUGUCUCCUCUUCACAUGGCGGCACAAGGCGACCAUGUCGAAUGUGUCAAACACCUUCUGCAGCACAAGGCUCCUGUUGACGAUGUCACGUUGGACUACCUGACAGCGUUACAUGUGGCAGCUCACUGCGGCCACUACAGAGUCACCAAACUGCUGCUGGACAAGAGGGCCAACCCCAACGCCAGGGCGCUGAAUGGCUUCACUCCGCUGCACAUAGCCUGUAAGAAGAACCGAGUGAAAGUGAUGGAGCUGCUGGUAAAAUAUGGAGCCUCUAUCCAGGCCAUUACAGAGUCUGGUUUGACUCCUAUCCACGUAGCAGCCUUCAUGGGUCACCUGAACAUCGUCCUGCUGCUGUUGCAGAACGGAGCCUCGCCUGACGUCAGCAAUAUUCGCGGGGAAACAGCGUUACACAUGGCAGCCAGGGCAGGCCAGGUGGAGGUGGUCCGAUGUCUGCUGAGGAACGGAGCGAUGGUGGACGCCAGGGCACGGGAGGACCAGACUCCCCUCCACAUUGCGUCCCGUCUGGGAAAAACCGAGAUUGUGCAGCUGCUGCUGCAGCACAUGGCCCAUCCUGAUGCUGCCACUACCAACGGCUACACCCCCCUCCACAUCUCAGCCAGGGAGGGUCAGGUGGAGACAGCCUCUGUCCUGCUCGAGGCUGGAGCUUCACACUCACUGGCCACCAAGAAAGGUUUUACUCCCUUGCAUGUGGCCUCCAAGUACGGAAGCCUAGAUGUAGCCAAACUUCUGCUGCAGCGUCAUGCACCAGCGGAUUAUGCUGGAAAGAAUGGCCUCACCCCGCUCCAUGUCGCAGCACAUUACGAUAACCAGAAGGUGGCGCUCCUGCUUUUGGACAAAGGAGCGUCCCCUCACACCAUGGCCAAGAACGGCUACACUCCGCUCCACAUCGCGGCUAAGAAGAACCAGAUGGACAUCGCCACCGUGCUGCUGCAGUACGGAGCCGAGACCAACAUCCUGACCAAGCAGGGAGUCACCCCGCUCCAUCUGGCCUCCCAGGAGGGCCACGCCGACAUGGCAGCCCUGCUUAUGAGCAAGGCAGCCCAGGUCAACAUCCAAACUAAGAGCGGCAUAACUGCCCUCCAUCUGGCAGCCCAGGAGGAUAAAGUGGCUGUUGCCGAGAUCCUAGCCAAAAACGGAGCCAACCUCGACCAGCAGACCAAAUUGGGAUACACCCCGCUAAUUGUAGCAUGUCACUAUGGUAACGCGAAGAUGGUCAACUUCCUGCUUCAGAAUGGAGCCGAUGUCAACGCCAAGACCAAGAAUGGAUACACUCCUCUUCACCAGGCAGCGCAGCAAGGAAACACACACAUCCUCAACGUGCUGCUGCAAAGCGGUGCCAAGCCCAACGCUAUCACCGUGAAUGGUAACACUGCCCUGGGGAUCGCUCGGAGGCUGGGCUACAUCUCUGUGGUGGAUACGCUGAGGGUCGUCACUGAGGAGAUCAUAACCACCACAACAACGGUGACAGAGAAACACAAGCUAAACGUGCCAGAGACCAUGACUGAAGUGCUGGAUGUCUCGGAUGAAGAGGGUGAUGACACGAUGACAGGCGAUGGGGGGGAGUAUCUGAGGGCGGAGGACCUCAGGGAGCUGGGAGAUGACUCCCUGCCAGGACAGUAUCUGGAUGGAAUGAACUACCUCCGCUUCAGCCUGGAGGGGGGGCGCAUCGACAGUCAAAGGCAAAGUUCCGACAGGUCCUUCACCCCCACUCACCACAGCUAUUACUCCCCUAAACAUGAAGGCCUGAUGGAUGAAAUGCUCGCCAGUCAACAGCUUUCGUCACUUGCCAGAGAGAAUGAGAGGGAUUCGUAUCGUCUGAGUUGGGGCACAGAGAACCUGGACAACGUGGCGUUAUCCUCCAGCCCCAUUCACUCUGGCCAUUCCUCUCCGUGCCCUGAUCAUGGAGACCACAGCAGCUUCCUGGUCAGCUUCAUGGUGGAUGCCAGGGGCGGAGCCAUGCGUGGUUGCCGGCACAACGGCCUACGCAUCAUCAUCCCGCCCAGGAAGUGCAGCGCGCCCACACGGGUGACGUGCCGGCUGGUGAAGAGGCACCGUCUGGCCACCAUGCCCCCGAUGGUUGAGGGCGAGGGCCUGGCCAGCAGGAUCAUCGAGGUGGGGCCCUCUGGAGCCCAGUUCCUCGGUAAACUCCACCUCCCUACUGCCCCUCCACCUCUUAAUGAGGGAGAGAGUUUGGUUAGCAGAAUCCUCCAGCUCGGCCCACCGGGAACAAAAUUUCUUGGUCCUGUGAUUGUGGAGAUCCCACACUUUGCUGCCCUGCGGGGAAAAGAGAGGGAGCUGGUGAUUCUGAGGAGUGAGGGUGGAGAGAGCUGGAAAGAGCAUCACUGUGAACACACCCAAGAAGAACUUAACCAGAUACUCAACGGCAUGGACGAGGAGCUGGACACACCAGAGGAGCUGGAGAGGAAGCGCAUUUGCCGUAUCAUCACUAGAGAUUUCCCACAAUACUUUGCGGUGGUGUCCCGCAUCAAGCAAGACAGUAAUCUGAUUGGUCCUGAAGGAGGCAUCCUGAGCAGCACUGUUGUGCCUCAAGUACAGGCAGUUUUUCCUGAGGGGGCCCUCACCAAGAGGAUAAGGGUUGGACUGCAGGCCCAGCCAGUGAGUGUGGAUGUAGUGAGGAACAUCCUGGGGAACAAAGCCACCUUCGGCCCCAUUGUCACCCUGGAGCCCCGCAGGAGGAAGUUCCAUAAACCCAUCACCAUGACCAUCCCAGUCCCGAAGAGCAACUCAGACCUGGUCCUCAAUGGCUUCGGAGUGGACACUCCCACCCUACGACUGCUCUGUAGUAUCACCGGCGCAACGACGCCUGCUCAAUGGGAGGACAUAACAGGAACCACUCCGUUAACAUUCAUCAAUGACUGUGUCUCCUUCACUACCAAUGUAUCUGCAAGAUUCUGGCUGAUAGACUGUCGACAAGUCCAGGAAUCUGUCAAUUUCUCCACUCAGGUGUACCGCGAAAUCAUCUGUGUCCCUUACAUGGCCAAGUUUGUCAUCUUUGCCAAGACCCACGAUCCCAUUGAGGCCCGACUACGGUGCUUCUGCAUGACAGACGACAAGAUUGACAAAACCCUGGAGCAGCAGGAGAACUUCUCCGAGGUGGCCCGCAGCCGAGAUGUUGAGGUCCUGGAAGGCAAACCUAUCUAUGCAGAUUGCUUUGGAAACCUUGUUCCACUCACCAAAAGUGGCCAGCACAAUCUCUUCAGCUUCUUUGCCUUUAAGGAGAACAGACUAGCAAUUUUCAUCAAAAUCAGAGACAACACUCAGGAACCCUGUGGUCGUCUCUCCUUUAUGAAAGAACCCAGAAACUACAGGUCACUCACCCAAAAAGCCAUAUGCAACCUCAACAUCACCCUCCCAUCAUACUGCAAGGAGUCCGAUUCAGACCAAGAGCAAGAGGAAGAGACCAGCAGAACGCCAGAGAAAUAUUGGGCAUUUGGAGAAAGAGUUAAACACUGCCAUCUACAUGAAGAGACACCGACAUCUGUCCUGAAAUCAGACCUGAUUCGAGAGCCAGACCUCCUAUCCGACGUGUCAGAGAUGAAACAAGAUUUGAUCAAAAUGACUGCCAUCUUGACUGCAGACUCCAUAGAGAAAUCCCCUUCCUUAGGAAGGUGUGGUCUAGAGAAAGGGACUGAGGAUGUGUCUGGAGAGCCAUUAGAAAUAAUGGAGAAGGACUUAGAGAAAGUCAAAGAGGACCUAGAGAAAGUCAGUGAGAUACUGAGGAGUGGCACAUUUGAGGGUGAAGCAGCAGAGGAGGCAGUAAAAGCAGCUAGAAUGGCCGAGGAGUGGGUUCUCCUCUCAGACAGUGAAAUAGAGGAGGCCAAAAAGAUGGCUGCCUUACAAACGCAAGAGCCUGUCUUACGUGAAAGUAGAGCUAACAGAGGAACCCCCAGACCUAAAGCAAUAAAGGACAGUGGUGACCUUAAGGAAUACCUCCUGGAUGCACCAGUAAGCUCUAAAAUAAAAGCUAAAAAAGAGCCAGCUGUGCAAGAAAAAUUCACUGAUGUUGUACUACGCAAAAGUGCGAAACCAACUACUCCAACCAAAGGGCAGGACAAGACAGCUGCUGGUGAUGUUAAAAAGCCAGUCAGAAGGAAGGGGAAAGACCAGGGGCGGGCAGAGGAAUCAACAGAGUCAGGUGCUCUGCUGAGUGUGCCUGUAGCCGCUGCCCCAGCAUCACCUGUAUCCCCAGUGGUUGAAGAAACUCCCAUUGGGUCAAUUAAGGACAAAGUCAAAGCCUUACAACAAAAGGUAGAGGCAGAGCAAAAGAGCAAAAAGGUAACUGGAAGCAAGCCUUCACAGAUGCCUGUUGUGAGCAAACCCUCUCCAAAGGCCAAAGAAAGCCCUAAAUCAAAACAGGGCCACCCUAAAUCCCCCAAAGCUGAAUCUGAAAAACUUGAAGAGACAAUGUCAGUUAAAGAGCUGAUGCAAGCAUUCCAAACAGGGCAGGACCCUUCAAAGAGAAAGUCUGGGCUGUUCGAGCUCAAAACAUCCACUACGUCAAGAUCAGAGAAACCCACAAAAUCAGAAACCAUCCAGUCAAAAUCCAUGGCCAAAGCAUUAACCUCACGUGUCUCUCAAGAACGAGAAGUAUCUUUGGAUUCCAAACCUCGCAAGAUAGAGACCACUGAGCAAGACAGAGAGAAACAAACCAAGUCAGUUGCUGUUGCUCAUUCAGAGCUAACUGAAACUGUAGACUUUGGAAAUGGUGGCCUUGAUGAUAGCUCUGAGAGCUCAAAACAUGAGGGUGUGGCAGACUCACUAAGUGCCAGUUCUGGAGAUGGAACUGCUCAUCUGAGCUCUGAGGACAGUUACAAACACGAGGGUCUUGCCACUCCAGACAUAAGCCCAGAGAGUAUGUGUCUUUCACCCAAAACUGGACAGCAGACCUCUACAACUUCGGCAGCAACUGCCACGACAGUCAAAAAAGAAAGUAAAGACACAAAGUCUGGAGACUCUGGUGUAGGGACCACUGGUGAACAACUGUCUACAGAUUUGACUCUUCCUGUUUCUUCCAACGAGGCUGCAGAUGAUCACUCUACAAGUGAGUCCAUGUCUGUUAGGAGGAGCGAGUCUAAGCCAACUAAACAUCAAAAGCUUACAAAGAGAAUUUCAGAGACUGUAGAAACUUUUCUUAGCGAUGAUGAGAGCCCUGAUCGUCAGCUAGCAUUGUCUUUAGUUGGUUUUCCAGCCUCUAGAUCCUCUCCUCAGCAUCAUGAAAGCUUAGAGCUGCCUUUAAAACAAGACUCCGAUGCUCUCAGUCCAUUAGCUGAUGACUCCUUCACAAUAAGCCACAGAGACUCUCUAGACGGUAGUCCUCUCAUGGAAGAAAACUCCUCUCAUAAGUCCCCAGAUUCCAUUGAACCUAGCCCAACCAAGGAAUCACCCCCUCAUGACUCCUUAGAGAGUAGCCCUGUAGAGGAAAAAAGACACCUAUGCUUCCCAUCAACUCUAUGUCCACCUAGUAAAUCAUCUAGCCAUCCAGAGCCCUCCAAAGCUACAGAAUUCCCCCACGAUGCUUUGCGUGGUAGGCUGCUUCGAGACCAUGAGGCUAGUGCUGAUGAUGACAGUUGUGAGCAGACAUCUCAGAUGACAAGUUCGGGUAAGAGUCCCCUCUCCCCUGAUACUCCUAGUUCUGAAGAGGUAAGUUAUGAGGUAAAUCCCAACCCCCUUGAUCAUACAUUCCUCUCUGUUCCAUCCAAACCGGCUGUCAUCCCUGAAGACCCAGAAGAAGAGGAUAAAUCAGACAGCUAUGAAACUAAGAGAAAAAUCACUCCAGAGGAGGAGAUGUUUAAGAUGGCAGCCAAAAUAAAAACAUUUGAUGAGAUGGAACAAGAUGAGAGGAGCAAAAAGAACUCGAGAAAAGAUUUGUUUCCCACAGCAGGUGCCAAAAUAGGUGAUGACAGCUAUGAAACAAUAGAGUCCACAAGUGAGAAACAUGCGCAGAGUGAAUGUGGGCUCGAUAGACCCGCUGAAGAUUCAAACUUAGCUCUAUUUGUUGAUCCCUAUAAUGUACAACCUCCCUCUCCUUUUUCAGCAGGUUUGCUUGACGGAUCACACAGCAAUGAGGUCAAGAACACAACAAGAACACCAGCCACUGUCACUCCAGAGGGACCUCACUCUGUCUCAGACCAGCAUCAUUCAAAAUCCAAACUGGAAACUGCAGAGGAACCAAUAGCCCUGCCAUCUGUUAAGGCUGAUGAAGACAGUACUGCCAAAAAAACUGCUAUAACAUCAAAUGCUGAAAACAGGACUGAUGAGCAAAAGGAAGAGAGCUUAAGGAAGUCAAGAGACAGCAAUGGAGAUGAUAAGGAUGGUCAAGAGUCAGGUGUUAGCAGGCUACAGACUGGUACGGUAAAACAAGGUAACAAUGUAACAGAUGAAGUAAAAGGAGAUCAGCAGGAGCAUACAGAGGCUGGACUCAUACCUGUUGCCACAGGUCAAACAAAGGAAAUAUUAAAACCAGAGGUCUGUGAAUAUGAUGACACAGAGGAGGAUGAUGAGGCUUUGGAACCUCCUAGAACUGAGUCAAAAGGUGUCACUGCAAGGGUAGACACUGACUCAUGGUCUGCCAUGCGGGAGGAUGAUGUUGCUUUUGCAGCUCGUGUCAAAGAGGAGGAACAGAAAAUACUCAAUCUGGUGGUGGACCGUCAGUCUCUGCAAGCAACUCCAGACACAACACCUGGUAGAACACCAACAGAAGAGAGCACUCCUACCAGUGAGCCCAACCCUUUUCUAUUCCAAGAAGGGAAACUCUUUGAGAUGACCCGAAGUGGUGCUAUUGACAUGACUAAGAGGAGCUAUGAGGAAGAGGGGGGUGGUUUUGCCUUUUUCCAGAUAGGUGAACAGCCUUUAGAUGAGCCUCUUUUAGAAGAGGUCAGGCAAGAAGGUAGGAGAUCAGCAGCAGAACCUGAAGUUGGCCUCAAUCUAACACUAGAGGUUAAGACUGAGGAGACUGAGGAUACUGAGAAAUCAAAAGAAGCAAGUGAUUCUCAGCUUCAGUCCCCACCUGAGGGUGAUCAGUCAGCCUCCAAAGCUGAUGCCUCCAAAUCUAAAAUCCCUAAAAUGGGCAUUUCCGCUUCAGCCAAAUCUACAAAGAAAGAUCAGACAUCCCCUGAAGGUCUAGAGAAUAAAACAGACAAAAACGAGAAUGAAGGAUCCUUAGAUGUAGGCAAAAAAUCCUCUGACCAAAUGAUAACAACUGUACAGACAGCAGAAACUACAGUCACUAGAUCAGUUUACUCUGAACAGGGCCAAGAGUCUUCUGAUUCAUCUCCAGAAGAACCACAGUCAGUGAUAGAAGUGCCCAAACCAACAGGCAAGUCCAAACAAAGUGCUUCCAGUAGUGUGAAAAAGACUCCACUCAAAACACAAGCUAAGUCCGCUCCACAAGGUCAGGGUAAAUCAACAAUUCCCUCUCCAUCUCAUGCAACCUCCUCCUCAACCACUCUUAAAAAAGAGGCCUCCUUCAUUUCUGAAUCUAAAUCUAGAAUUCCCAUAAAGGCUAGGCCUGAUUCUACUGUCAAACGUGCGGAAUCUACCCAAGACAAAAAACUUAAGGUCCCUGUAAAAAAGGAUUCAAGGAGGAAAUCUGAGACAGAUGCAGGUCCCUCUGUGGAAAUCAAAACCAAGACACCAUCUUCCAAAGCCAAGAGCUUCUGUGAGGGGGAGUCUACCAGGCCACCUGCUAAAAAAGAACAAGGUCGCCCAUUGAGUGCUGAGUCAGCAAAAUCUAAAGGCUUCCAUUCGAGAUUACCAGUCCGAGGCAAAAGUGGUCAGUCAUCUAAUUCAUUGACACCCACUAAAGAGAAAAAUGAGCCACACAAACAGUCCAUUGAGUUCUUUGAAGAGAUAAGCGAUGAAGCAGCAAAACUUGUGGCAAGGUUGGCACAGGCAGAGACAGAGAAAGAACAAGAGGUUGCCGCCGCCAACUCGGAUGAUGAGAGCAGUCUCAUUGAUCCAUCAAUCAUAGAAAGAGAAACUGAGAUGCAGUUCCCACCCUCAGGAGACGUCUUUCCCAUUAGACCACUGUGGGACGACCCUGUUGAGACACAGAUGCAGCGAAUCCCAGAUGAUAAAGUCCAAAGUCAAGUAGAUCCACAGGAUGAAGCAGAGAGAAAAGAGCAACGGUUGGCCAUUAUAGCCGACCACCUUGGCUUCAGCUGGACAGAAUUGGCACGAGAACUUGACUUUAGUGAGGAGAGGAUCAACCGGAUAAGGAUUGAAAACCCUAACUCACUGCAAGACCAAAGCCAUGCCCUUUUAAAACUCUGGGAAGAAAGAGAGGGAAAGCAUUCCUCAGAAACAACACUGAUCAAAAGACUGACUAAGAUCAACCGAAUGGACAUUGUUCACCUCAUUGAAACCAAGAUAUUCAAGUCCACUCAGGAGGACACAUCAUCACAUACCUAUGCAGAAAUAGAGCAGACCAUAGCACUGGAUCAUAGUGAAGGUUUCUCUGCCCUUCAUGACGACAUUGACAGCCCCAGUCCAGUCAGGCGUACAGAGGCCGCACGUAGGAGUCCAGGCUCUGGACAAGAGGUACCCAUCGUGUCAGCAGAGGACCUGUCCUCCAGUUUGUCAUCACUUCACGAGACAAUGGGACGGCCAGAGACAGAUUCCACAGCAAUAGGCCUUCUUAGAAAUGUCCAGAAAGAGAAACUACAAAAAGAGAUGGAGACAACAUACUCAUCACAAAGAGUAUAUGAGGAACUGACAGACACGGUACGCACAGGCAGUUUUAAACAAGCUCCUCCUCAGACUCCAGAGGAAACACAAUUUCAAACAGACGAUGAGGUGCAAAGCAAGUGGUUGUCUGCUACAACAGUGACACAAGAUGCCAGUCAAAUAGGUGUGGUGUUCACUGAUGACAAAUCAAUUCCGUUAAAGCUACCUGAACAGAACUUAUACACAACCCACAGAACUGUUACUCCAGUUCUACCUGCAUCUGAUAAGACAUCAUGUUUCAAGUCGGACAGAUCGUAUGGACACUCAGAGUGGGGGUUUUCCCCUAAGAAAGCACAGUACAGUGAGCCGUUUACACCCAUGUCAACUCAGUUUUUGGUACCACAAGAUUAUGAAGCAGUAGUUUCAGGACAUCAAACCCUAAGAGUUUGUGAAUGGAACCUAGCGUCCAUGAAUGACUUGAGUCCAGUGUUCAGUGACUCAAUUUCAACUCAGGUUUUGACUCAAGCCAACACCAAGGGAGAGUCUGAAAAUGCUGAAGACUUUGAGUUUUCCCCAGACUUUAACAGAGUUCUCUCAGACUUUGAGAAAACGGUCUCCGAGUUUGAAUCAGAGGAUCCAAAGGAACUCAGAAAGGGAUCGGAGUCCCCACAGCACUCUGACUCAGAUGUGGAAUUCUUCGACUGCAGACAAGCCUUCCCUGACCACUCUGAGCCAGAUGAAGGGAAACUGGAACAUGAGGUUACCUAUCAAAUCUCUGAACCCCCAUCCCCAAUGCCUGGGAGUGGCACUGAUGUCAGCUUCCUGAAAGGGAGCUCUCAGUACACUGCUCACCCUUUCCUUCGAGUGGAAGAUUACAAGCGCUUCUCUUCUGGCAGUGAAAGUCUCAGUGAAUUUGCUUAUGAUUCAGAGGGGUCACGGGAGUGUCGAACAGACGGCAACCUCCCUGUGUGGGAGGAGCUUCCUUCCAGAGAUCAGGCAGGGUAUUACGAUGAUGAUGACUUCCUGGGAAGGGAGAUAGCGGAGGAGCUAGGGGUGCUGUCUUCUGAUAGCUCAGAGGAGGAGGUGCUGACCACCAGGGUGGUCCGACGCAGAGUAAUCAUUCAGGCGGACGACCUACCAGAUAUCCCACCACAGACUGUCACAGAAGAGAAGUACACAGACGAGCAUGGCAACAUGGUAGUUAAGAAGAUCACACGGAAGGUGAUUCGUAAAUACGUGUCAGCAGAUGGCAUGGAGACACAGGAAGUGACCAUCGAGGGCUCUCACCAGGAGACCGUGCAGAUCGAGGAGGGGGACUCUGUCUCCAGAGUGGUGAAGAGAACGGUGCUGCACAGUGAGGGAGACCAAAGAGAGUUGAGCUUCUCGGAGCCGCGGGCCCUGGGCGCCGCCGCAGCGUCAGCGUUUGAGGUGGAGCCGGUGCAAGGUCGCAAGGUCAGCAAGGUUGUCAAGACAACGGUGGUGAGAGGCGAGAGGAUGGAGAAGCAGACGGGGGAGCCCUCAAUGGCUGCAGAUCUCCCCUCAGCCAGACAGGACUUUGAGAAGGCAUUGAGUUAUGCUGGAGGCUUUGGGAAAGGGCUCCUGCCUCAUGUAGUAGAGAAAGAGAUUGUGCAGGAUGACGGUUCUGUGAUUAAAAGAAGCCAGAUGCGUGAGUCGCGAACCCAGAAGAGGACUGUGGUGAGGGAUGGCGAGGGGAAGCACGUGCACCUGGAGCGUGUGGACUCGCAGGCCGACGCCCUGCAGCCCGACGCCCUGCAGCCCGACGCCCUGCAGCAGCAUCUUCACCGACUGCUCCAACACUACUGUGAGGACGACCAGGAGGACCAGGAGAGCUUUGACUGAGCAACAUCUUCCACUGAAGCCUUUGGUGACGAACGCUUCCUCAGAUCAACAUGUUCCAGACCCCCUUCUUGUUGUCCUCGCCGAUCACUAGAUUCAAGUUUUUCUUUCUUUUUUUUUUUUAUUGAAUAAUGAAACAGUAUUUUGUGCUUAACACCCUUCCUUCCUUCCCAUUUUGUUUCAUUUGCUCUUUUUGUGACCAAAGAUUGCAACCUUUAUUUUUUUUUGUCAGACUUUGCUUUUUGUUUUGACCUUCUGGCUGCUGUGGUGUGAUUACGAUACGACACACCAACGGUGGAUCCUAGUCAAAGAGGGCAUCUUGGACGUUUCGCCUCACCCACGGGCCUCUUCUCGAAGAACUCUUGUAAACAUUUGUACAUAGAGGUAAUGAAAAAUCAGCUUGGAUUAGAGAAAAAAAAAAAAAAAAUCAAAGCAUUUAAUACAUUAGCCCACCUAAACGUGCUGUCCAUGCACUGAUUCAGCUGGAGAAUGGCCACCGUACAGAUGAGAUUAAUGUUACAUAGAGAAUACAUUGGGAGGAGGGGCUGUGUGUAUCACCAUGGACUCUUUAUACAGCCAAACAUCACCCUGCUGAUCUGUUUACAAAGGCUGUGUGAGCACACCUUUUGUCUUCCCAUCAUCUGACCUUUUUUUGUGUCUGUCUUAUUAAUGUGUUUUGUGCAUUCACAUUGUAUCUGUCACAGAGCUGCCACUUCUGUAUGUGUGUGUGUGUGUGUGUGUGUAUAUAUACCAUGUGUCUACUGAGAAAGGAAGUAGUGAUGAAGAAUGUUUUGAUGCAGAUGGAGCACUUAUCCCGCUGUCCUCCUGUAGCUCCUCUACCUUCACACGCUGCUUCCAACACUGUAGCUGGGCUCAUUUUAUUGUCCUCCAUCGAGGCUUUUAAAGGAUAAGGCUGGCUAUAUUUUUCCUCUUGUCAACAAAUCUCAAGUGCAGAGCCACCAACAAUGAAUUGACCUACUAACAUAAUGUGUAUCCAAGCCUGCUAUGUCUUAUUUUUCUGUGCCAUACAUCAGUCUGGUUCCAACAUCAGACUGUCCUCACCCAGAAAAGCGUAUAACUAUAUUCACGUUUGUUGUUGUGGAAGUAAGGUGACAAAGUAUCAGAGUGCCAAAUUCUGUGUAAGGAGGCAGGUUGGAGUGGG
Messenger RNA from Sander lucioperca (pikeperch), 13057 nucleotides. It is a transcript of the gene ank2b, whose product is annotated as ankyrin 2b, neuronal. Bases 283 to 11898 code for a protein of 3871 amino acids. Gene Ontology annotation, molecular function: protein binding. NCBI's taxonomy places the organism in Eukaryota, Metazoa, Chordata, Actinopteri, Perciformes, Percidae. Gene Ontology annotation, biological process: regulation of cardiac muscle contraction; protein localization to T-tubule; signal transduction. Gene Ontology annotation, cellular component: T-tubule. The transcript has 54 exons. The record is from RefSeq and is a predicted model, not a curated record.